UCGGCCACCGUACCAGGCCGUGCGGGUUUCUCGCGAUAGUCUUCUGUGGCGAGAAAGGAGGCGAAGCUAUAAUGGUAACGUUUUAUUAGCUUUGUGUACUGACAGUUUAGCACCCAGUUAGCCACAAGAGGAAGUAUAUAACUGUUGUCAUGGAAAUGUUUCCUGAGAGGCUGGGACUGGGAGACCUCCUGUAGUCAUCUUCUUCAAGGUGCGUUUGAAGAUGUAGCCAAGCGUGGACUGGGUCAUCACUCUCUCUCUCUCACCUUGACAUCUAUGUUCAUGCAUAAUCAGCACGUCCUCAUCCACUAAAAACUACCUUCCAAACUUUGGAGGAGUUUCCUCUCCAAUCAGGGCUGCCUAGUGUGUCCCUCGACCAUCCUCAGUCAAUCCUGUCCUGAUUGAAGCCAUGCUGUUCUCUCUGAGGGAACUGGUCCAGUGGCUGGGCUUUGCCACCUUUGAACUGUUUCUCCACUUGUUAGCGUUGCUGGUUUUCAGUAUGCUGGUUGCUCUAAAAGCUGACAUGUCCACAUCCACACUGAGCUGGUGGAUGGUCUUCAUCCCCCUGUUUGCAGCUGAUGGACUCAGCACCUACUUCACAACCAUUGUAUCGAUCCGUCUUUACCAGGAGAAUGAGAAGCGACUGGCAGUGCUGCGACUCCUUUGGGUACUUACGGUGCUCAGCCUGAAGUUGGUGUGUGAGGUGCUGUUGUGCCAGAAGUUGGCAGAACAGGAACAAGCCAGGGACCUUUGGUUUGGCCUUAUUGUCUCACCGCUGUUCAUUCUGCUGCAGCUGCUAAUGAUACGAGCAUGCCGUGUUAACUGAGUGGCAGUUAGUGGUUGUUCUUUUUGCAUCACCAAUGGUACAGGAGCAAAGAGCCAUCUUCAUCAGCUGUUAGUGAAAGAUUUUUUUUUUCAGGGGCUCAAUGUCACCUUUUUACAAAAAACAUAAUUACAUUCCAGGUCACAUUAGAAUUGAGAAAUCAGGAACAGAUGAUCUGUAUUGUGUUCAUUAAUGGUGAAAAUAGGUGAAGCGAACACUUUGAAACGGUCCGUUUUUCCCCAGCAGUAAGUCAGCUCCCUCAAUUAAGUCUCGCCACAGAAUGAAAUAGAAUUUUUUUUUUUUUUUUUUUUUACCAAGAGUCGUUUGUGUGCACACAUCCUUUCUUGCAGAUUCAUUUGUAAAAUAUGUAAUGUAAUGCCUUAUGUAUGUGCUGCAUGUAUUAAGUCCUCAUUUUAAGGUAAUUACUGUGGUGAAAUUAUAAAUAUAUUGACUUUUAGAAUGAAGUCCAUUUCAUCUUAUGUAUUUGUUAUAGCACGCUUAUCGCCGUCUUUAUAUACAUGUAAAUAAACCAUCAACAUUUAUCCAA
Messenger RNA from Betta splendens (Siamese fighting fish), 1367 nucleotides. RefSeq names its product transmembrane protein 203 (gene tmem203). Gene Ontology annotation, cellular component: endoplasmic reticulum. Gene Ontology annotation, biological process: intracellular calcium ion homeostasis. NCBI's taxonomy places the organism in Eukaryota, Metazoa, Chordata, Actinopteri, Anabantiformes, Osphronemidae. The transcript has 2 exons. The coding region runs from base 407 to 823 and encodes 138 amino acids. The record is from RefSeq and is a predicted model, not a curated record.